UUACCCAAACAACACUGCCAUAGCAAGGACAUCGUUCAAGGCGACAGCUAUAUCACUGGAAGCAUAAUUUAUGCCUUUGCUCGAUUUAAAGAGAGGACUUACCCUUGACUGACCUUUACUGAGUGGACAACUGAGCAGACGGUCUUUAGAGUAAGAACAUAUGCUUAUCCGCGCCGGGGCGACAAAAACAGCAGAGCGCUACACUAAGAUCACCUAAACGCGACUGCAAGCAGCUUACGUUAGCAAGUGAAAAGACGGCUUGACGCACACCAGCUGACUUAAAACAACACGCUGUUUGCUAUAUUUUUUCCACGGUGGCUGCGUCAAGAGUACCCCGUCGAAGGAGGACUGCACGACAUUACCCACGACUCAUAUAAUUCUCAAUUUUUAAUCAACAGACCUCUUGAGUGCCGCCGGUUACGUCAAGCGUGCCUCAGUUCAUUGGGAAUUGGCAUUCACAUGAUGUACACAAUAACAAGAGGUCCCAGCAAACUUGUUACACAACGAAGAACAGCAUGGCAGGAAGUAGAGCAGAAGCUUGGAGAUGGGGGGCAGCCAGAGAAUGGAAAAGGCCCAGUGCAAUACGCUGAGAGAACCCCCAGUCCGGGCAUGAAGAACUUUGUGCCAAUAGAUUUGGAGGAGUGGUGGGCCCAGCGCUUCCUCGCUAACAUCGCUAACCUGUCAUGACAAACAUACUGUUGGACGUCCAGGGUGAGACCACGAGGUGCUCUCUGUAUGAGAUGAUUAGGAGAGGGGGGCGGGGGACAGACUGACUUUCCUGCCGUGUCGAAGUUGUCUAAUCGAAAUCAGGGAACCCAUAAUGCUGUGCAAGUCUGUGCUACAGCAAAGAUGCACCUCUGACUACAUUUCAACCAACUGAUUAGAGUUCCUCCCCUGGUGACCACCUUCUGGUGAGCCAAUCAGAAAGAUGGAAGAUGAUCUGUGAUUUUUUUUUUUUUCUUUUUGCCUUUUUGUUUUUUUUUGAGAACUUUUCAUGCUGUGUGCUGAGAUGAGAUGUCUGUUUUUCUUGGCUGGUCUUUGCAUAAAAUAUGUGAAAAAGGGAUUAAAAAAAAGUAAAAUGUUUUUCAAGA
This is a messenger RNA of Chanos chanos (milkfish), 1091 nucleotides long. It is a transcript of the gene mcrip2, whose product is annotated as MAPK regulated corepressor interacting protein 2. The transcript is spliced from 3 exons. The coding region runs from base 460 to 687 and encodes 75 amino acids. Lineage: Eukaryota; Metazoa; Chordata; Actinopteri; Gonorynchiformes; Chanidae. The record is from RefSeq and is a predicted model, not a curated record.